CUGCUAUAUGCCUAUAUAGCAGCAGUAUAGCACACGCCCAAGUCCGCGGCUUUUUUAUUGCUUAUUGAUAUUGAAAAACACGCGCAGUACGUACGUGGACUAUCCGAGGCACUAAAAACGGUGUCCUGCUGCGCUCUCUGCUUCCCAGUCCCAGCCAUGGCAUCCAAACGAGCCAACGCCGCCGGCGACGAGCAGCCGAAGCUGUCGCCUUCUGGCCUCCCGGUCCGCGAGAUCCCGGGAAGCUACGGCGUGCCUUUCUUCUCGCCGCUGCGCGACCGCCUGGACUACUUCUACUUCCAGGGCGCGGAGGAGUACUUCCGCUCCCGCAUCGCCAAGCACGGCGGCGCCACCGUCCUGCGCGUCAACAUGCCGCCGGGCCCUUUCCUCUCCGGCGACUCCCGCGUCGUCGCCGUCCUCGACGCCCGCAGCUUCCGCGUCCUCCUCGACGACUCCCGCGUCGACAAGGACGGCACGCUCGACGGCACCUUCAUGCCCUCCCUCGCGCUCUUCGGCGGCCACCGCCCGCUCGCGUUCCUCGACGGCGCCGACCCGCGCCACGCCGCGCUCAAGCGCGUCAUGAUCCGCCUCGCCGCCGCGCGGAUGCACCACGUCGCGCCUGCGUUCGGCGUCGCCUUCGCCGCCACGUUCGACGCCGUCGAAGCCGAGCUCGCGUCGUGCGCCGGCGCCGCCUCGGAGUUCAACAAGCACAACAUGCGCCACAUGCUGGACUUCACCUGCGCCGCGCUGUUCGGCGGCAAGCCGCCGAGCAAGGCCAUCGGCGACGGCGCGGCGGCGAAGGCGUACAAGUGGCUGGCCUUCCAGCUCCACCCGCUCGCCAGCAAGGCCAUCAGGCCGUGGCUGCUGGAGGAGCUGCUCCUCCACACCUUCCGCCUGCCGCCCUUCCUGGUGCGCCGCGACUACGCCGAGCUGACGGCCUACUUCGCCGACGUCGCGGCGGGCGUCCUCGACGACGCCGAGAAGCAGGCCGAGGCCGACGACCCGGGCGCCGCCGCCGUCCCCGUCCCGCGCGACGAGCUCCUCCACAACCUCGUCUUCCUCGCCAUCUUCAACGCCUACGGCGGGUACAAGAUCUUCCUGCCGCACGUCGUCAAGUGGCUCGCGCGCAGCGGGCCGGAGCUGCACGCCAGGCUCGCCGCAGAGGUCCGCGCCGUCGUCCCACGGCCGGGCACGACGAUCACCCUGUCGGACGUGGAGAAGAUGCCGCUGGUGAAGUCGUUCGUGUGGGAGACGCUGCGGAUGAACCCGCCGGUGGAGUUCCAGUACGGGCGGGCGCGGCGGGACACGGUGGUGGAGAGCCACGACGCGGCGUACGAGGUGAAGAAGGGCGAGCUGCUGUUCGGGUACCAGCCGCUGGCGACGCGCGACGAGCGCGUGUUCGGCCACCGCGGCCGCGAGUUCGUCCCGGACCGGUUCGCCGCCUGCUCCGACGACGACGAGCGGCGGCGGCUGCUGGAGCACGUGGUGUGGUCCAACGGGCCGGAGACCGGCGCGGCCACGGAAGGGAACAAACAGUGCCCCGGGAAAGACGCGGUGGUGGCGGUGGGGAGGCUGAUGGUGGCGGAGCUGUUCCGUCGGUACGACACGUUCGUCGCCACCGUCGAGGAGUCCCCCGUGGAGCCGGUCGUCACGUUCACUUCGCUGACGAGGGCGGCGGCGGCUUCCUCCGCCGCUGCCGCGGGGGACCAUGACAGCGUCGUCGUCGUCAAGCCCUGAUCUGAUCGAUCAUGCACAGUGCUGUGUACUGUACUGCUGUGUGUACAGUGUACUUUGUCUUUUGUGUGUGAUACGUACUGCACGUACGUAGUCCCGUCAUGUGCUUUUCUUAUGAUUUUGGGUGGCAUUAGAUCAAUGGUGGACAACGACAAAAUGUUUGAUGGGGGCAAUAAGAGCAUUUCUAAAUUAUCUGUUGUAAAUGUUACGAAUUCAAAACAUUUGCUACUGUGUGUCAUGAUUUUUUUUUUGAAAUAAAACUGUGUGUGUCAUGGUUUUUGAAAUAAAACUUCAUUUAUUUUUCAUUCUUCAA
This is a messenger RNA of Sorghum bicolor (sorghum), 2044 nucleotides long. Its product is annotated as allene oxide synthase 3. Lineage: Eukaryota; Viridiplantae; Streptophyta; Magnoliopsida; Poales; Poaceae. The transcript has a single exon. Gene Ontology annotation, molecular function: heme binding; monooxygenase activity; oxidoreductase activity, acting on paired donors, with incorporation or reduction of molecular oxygen. The record is from RefSeq and is a predicted model, not a curated record. The coding region runs from base 157 to 1734 and encodes 525 amino acids. Gene Ontology annotation, biological process: sterol metabolic process.